Molecule: messenger RNA, 381 nt
Organism: Serendipita indica DSM 11827
Lineage: Eukaryota; Fungi; Basidiomycota; Agaricomycetes; Sebacinales; Serendipitaceae
Source: the annotation of a GenBank genome assembly
AUGCAUCUUCGUGUACUGCGUGUGCAGCAAAGUCUCGCCAAUGGUUCUAUACUGGCUGGUUUGAGCCCGACAGGAUACGUACGACGCUACGCUACGCAAAACACACGUCGAAACGAAGCAAAACCUGCCCAGCCCGACACUACUGAGCAAAAAGCGUCCAUGUUUCCUUCGGGACGACAACCAAAGAUUAGCAUGGCACUAGGGAUUGCCAUGAUGGUGUGUGGACUGGCAGGAUGGAUAUACUAUCCCAAAGUCGCGGACUUUGAGAACAAGAAACUGGAAGAAAUCAAGAAUAGGCGACCGGAGGGUGUUCCUCCUCAAUAUCCAACCUCGACCGUUGAGCGAGAGGCGCAAAAGCACAACGAAGUCAAAUCGGAGUGA